AAACAAGGCCAUCAUUUCUUCCAUAUAUUUUAAACCUCGAUGCCUUCCUCCUCCUCGUCACUUUCCAAGCUGAUGAUGACAGGAUCCACACUGUCAUGGAUAUUGUCUGUUGCCCAGUAUUCUUUUUCAAAACUUUCAGAACGCCGGACUGCUCCUUCCCACACUUCCCGAGUCACACACAACUUCGCUUCCUCCAGUCGUGCCAUGAGGUCUUUUCUAGUAAAAUGAUGUAAGGAGGAGCGAACGUACCUCUUCAUGCAUCCCCAUACUUGCUCUAUAGCGUUGAGCUCAGGAUGUGCAGGUGGUAGCCGCACUACCUCAUGACCCCAUUCACGAAUGGUGUUGUCCACUGUAAAUUGUGGAGGUGGUCUGUUUUCCUUGCAUAUUAGCAGGAGCUCCGGACGCGUGGCUUGUGGUGGAUAUGACAUGUUGUGCUGCUCCAACCAUCUUUUCAGGUCAUCUUUUCUUGUUGCAGUGUUUGGACAGUGGCUCCCAUCCGUAAGUCGGCUGUGAUAGGGAGCGUUGUCGAUGACGAGCACUGAUGGUUCGUUCAGUGAGGGCAGCAAUCUCGUUGUUAGCCAUCGAUGGAAGAGUUCCGCAUUCAUUUCCCCGUGGUAGUCCCCAGUGCUGUUCUUAGCAGUGUAGCAAAGGAAUGAAUCUUCUAUGAAGCCGUUCUUGCUACCAGCUGCUACCACGACGAAACGUUCACCUUCUCCUGGCGGAACUUGACGGCUGUAGGUGACACUUGUGGAUGGUUGAGUGGUGUCCACCCAUUCCUUGCUGUGGUUCAUUCUGGUUGUGAACCAGGUCUCGUCAACGUAGACUAUCUGACGUCCCUCUUCGCGAAACUGUUUUAAAGACCUGAGAGCACGGAUCCUCUUCCAGAUGAUGUCCAUUGACUCCUUUCUUGCGUAGAGUUUGCGCUUUUCAGUCUUAUAGCGGAAUCCCAUCAUGUGAAGCAGUCGCCAUAACGAUGUUUCCGAUGUUCCGUCUGGUAGUAUUCCUUCCUUCUUCAGGUCUGUGGCAAGAGUAGCAAGUGUGAAACUCUCCUUUGCUGCAAACUUUCUGUGUAUAUGACAUCGAAUAGCACUGACAGUAAAGUCAUCAAUUAUGUUUUUUUGUAUAGAUGGCACAGUCUCUGGUGGCUGUGUGGUACAUGUCUGUACAGGAUAUGAUGGAGGGGCUGGUGACGGCGAUAUUGUUGGUGAUGGUGACGGGGUCGGCGAGGGCGGUGGAGGUGGUGUUCUUGACAGGGUCGGAGAGGGCGGUGGAGGUGGUGAUGGUGACGGGGUCGGCGAGGGCGGUGGAGGUGGUGUUCUUGACAGGGUCGGAGAGGGCGGUGGAGGUGGUGAUGGUGACGGGGUCGGCGAGGGCGGUGGAGGUGGUGUUCUUGACAGGGUCGGAGAGGGCGGUGGAGGUGGUGAUGGUGACGGGAUCGGCGAGGGCGGUGGAGGUGGUGUUCUUGACAGGGUCGGAGAGGGCGGUGGAGGUGGUGAUGGUGACGGGGUCGGCGAGGGCGGUGGAGGUGGUGUUCUUGACAGGGUCGGAGAGGGCGGUGGAGGUGGUGAUGGUGACGGGGUCGGCGAGGGCGGUGGAGGUGGUGUUCUUGACAGGGUCGGAGAGGGCGGUGGAGGUGGUGAUGGUGACGGGGUCGGCGAGGGCGGUGGAGGUGGUGAUGGUGACGGUGGUGGAGGUGGUGGUGUUGGUGAUAGAGGAGGGGUUGGAUGUCCUGCAUGCGGUUGUGUCCUUGUGCGGUGGAGGAUCACACGAACGGCGUUUGGUGUCAUGUCCAGUAUAG
This is a messenger RNA of Eriocheir sinensis (Chinese mitten crab), 1798 nucleotides long. RefSeq lists its product as uncharacterized. The record is from RefSeq and is a predicted model, not a curated record. The transcript is spliced from 2 exons. NCBI's taxonomy places the organism in Eukaryota, Metazoa, Arthropoda, Malacostraca, Decapoda, Varunidae. The coding region runs from base 1127 to 1798 and encodes 223 amino acids.